GAGCUCUCGGCAGAGAGAGGCAGACUGGUAGCGGGUGUCCUCGGAAACUGCAGUAGCACCGACUACAGGAGCCGGAGCCGAAGCCGGAACCACACCCACGUCACUACCCUUUCUUCUUCUGUCAUCUCACCGGCCCGCCACAGACCGCGUUCCCUAAGGAAGGCAGCCGCCCACGCCCGGAGCAUCCUCCCCUGUCGAGCGGGCGCUGACGGACCCGGCGGCAUGAUGCGGCUGAGAGGCUCGGCGAUGCUGCGGAACCUGCUCCUGAGGUCGCCCGCCACCGUCAGCGCGGCUCUCAGGCGGGCACAGCCCCUGGUCACCCUGUGCUGGCGUCCCCGGGGCGGGGGCCCGGCGGCAGCCGCGCGACUCCACCCGUGGUGGGGCGGGGGCGGCCGGCCAGCGGUGCCCCUCACACGGGGCCUGUCCAGCUCUCCGUCGGAGAUCUUACAGGAGCUAGGCAAGGGGGGCACGCAGCCGCAGCCCGGGGCGUCGCCACCCGCUACCCCGCCCGCGCCCGGCCCCAAGGACAGCCCCGGGGAGACUGACGCGUUCGCCAACAGCGAAGGCAAAGAGCUGGUGGCCGUAGGCGAAAAUAAAAUAAAACAGGGUCUGUUACCUAGCUUGGAAGAUUUGCUGUUCUAUACAAUUGCAGAAGGACAAGAGAAGAUACCUGUUCAUAAAUUUAUUACAGCACUCAAAUCUACAGGAUUGCGAACGUCUGAUCCCAGGUUGAAAGAGUGUAUGGAUAUGUUAAGAUUAACUCUUCAAACAACAUCAGAUGGUGUCAUGCUAGACAAAGAUCUUUUUAAAAAAUGUGUUCAAAGCAACAUUGUUUUGUUGACACAAGCCUUCAGAAGAAAGUUUGUCAUUCCUGACUUUAUGUCUUUUACCUCACACAUCGAUGAGUUAUAUGAAAGUGCUAAAAAGCAGUCUGGAGGAAAGGUUGCAGAUUAUAUUCCUCAACUGGCCAAAUUCAGUCCUGAUUUGUGGGGUGUGUCUGUCUGUACAGUAGAUGGGCAGAGGCAUUCUAUUGGAGAUACCAAAGUUCCCUUUUGUCUUCAGUCCUGUGUAAAACCUUUGAAAUAUGCCAUUGCUGUUAAUGAUCUUGGAACUGAAUACGUACAUCGAUAUGUUGGGAAAGAGCCAAGUGGAUUAAGAUUCAACAAACUGUUUUUAAAUGAAGAGGAUAAACCACAUAAUCCUAUGGUAAACGCUGGAGCAAUUGUUGUGACUUCAUUAAUAAAGCAAGGAGUAAAUAAUGCUGAAAAAUUUGACUAUGUGAUGCAAUUUUUGAAUAAGAUGGCUGGUAAUGAAUAUGUUGGAUUCAGUAAUGCAACGUUUCAGUCUGAAAGAGAGAGUGGAGACCGAAAUUUUGCAAUAGGAUAUUACUUAAAAGAAAAGAAGUGUUUUCCAGAAGGCACAGACAUGGUUGGUAUAUUAGACUUCUAUUUCCAGCUAUGCUCCAUUGAAGUGACUUGUGAGUCAGCCAGUGUGAUGGCUGCAACAUUGGCUAAUGGUGGUUUCUGCCCAAUCACUGGUGAAAGAGUACUGAGCCCUGAAGCAGUUCGAAAUACAUUGAGUUUGAUGCAUUCCUGUGGCAUGUAUGAUUUCUCAGGGCAGUUUGCUUUCCAUGUUGGUCUUCCUGCAAAAUCCGGAGUUGCUGGGGGCAUUCUUUUAGUUGUUCCCAAUGUCAUGGGCAUGAUGUGCUGGUCUCCUGCUCUGGACAAGAUGGGCAAUAGUGUGAAGGGAAUUCACUUCUGUCAUGAUCUUGUUUCUCUGUGUAAUUUCCAUAACUAUGAUAAUUUGAGACACUUUGCAAAAAAACUUGAUCCUCGAAGAGAAGGUGGUGAUCAAAGGGUAAAGUCAGUCAUAAAUCUUUUGUUUGCUGCAUAUACUGGAGAUGUGUCUGCACUUCGAAGAUUUGCUUUGUCGGCCAUGGACAUGGAACAGCGGGACUAUGAUUCUAGAACAGCGCUCCACGUAGCAGCUGCAGAGGGUCAUGUUGAAGUUGUUAAAUUUUUGCUGGAAGCCUGCAAAGUAAAUCCUUUCCCCAAAGACAGGUGGAACAACACGCCCAUGGAUGAGGCGCUGCACUUCGGGCACCAUGAUGUGUUUAAAAUCCUCCAGGAAUACCAAGCCCAGUACACACCUCAAGGAGAUUCUGACAAUGGAAAGGAAAAUCAAACCGUCCACAAGAAUCUUGAUGGAUUGUUAUAAUGGUCUUAGAUCCCAAGAUUUAAGUCACUUACCUAUUUAAUUGUGGAAAAUGAGUAUGAAGAACGUGUGUAUUUCUAUCUGGUAGUGAUGUACAUUUUACAACAUUUGUCAUUUCAGUGUUACUGGAGUUUUCUUCAUUGUGCGCACAGGACAAAUCUGAUCUCUUUGGGAAAAAAUAGAAAUAAAACAAUCUCCCUUCAUAAUGUGAGCAAUAUUUACCUCGUGCAUUGUAUAAUUUGAUGUAAAAGAAAUAGUUACCAAUGCUAGCUUAAUUGUGUGGUCUUCACGAUUUACUUGUGUGUUUUGUGAAUUUUCCGUUUAUGGUGAUGAUCUGCUGAUAUGCAUUUAAAAAUAAAGCUUUGUUGUACAGUCUGCCCAAAUAGGUCAAGGCUGCCUUUAGAAGCAAAUAUUGUGAUUUCAAGACUCCUAUUAUAGAUUUAGCGUGAGUGUUUGAACAACUAUUGCACUUAUGGUUGUGUGUUUUAAAAUGUCUCCCUCUAGCUUCACAAUGUGAUUCUUAAAAAAUUAUAAUAAUUAAGAACUGUUAGAAUAGACCAAUUCUGAUUAGACUUUAUCAGGGAAUAUGUUCAAAAUAUGUUUGGUGACCAAAACAUAUGUGUGAAUGUAGUUAUAAUACUUUUGAGAAAAUUUCCUUUUUCUAUAUGCCCUUCCUCCAGCCUCUUUUCUCAGAAAUUGAGCUCUCUGCCUCUUUCCUUUUGCUGGGAAAGCGAGUGCUGGCAUACUAUGCAGUUUUCAUGUUUUCCACAGUAAGUCAGAAAAUGCCUCCUGUGUCUGGCAUCAGAGCGUAACUUUGCCAUUUGUGUAUAGAAGAUGAACCAGAGUCAAAAUUACUAAUCAAGGUAUCAAAUAGUCAAACUUACCAGUCUAGAAAAUGACAGGAUGUGCUACUGUAGCUCUUUGAUUUUUUUUUUUUUCCUUAGCUUCUAGGAUAAAGAGAAAUCCAGACAUGCUCUAAGCUACCAAAGUUAUUCUGAUAUCAUGGAAACUGCUACAAAUAACACUUAUUUUUAAGCAUUAUCAUUAAAAGUCUGCAUCAAGGUAUUGGUCCUCCUUGGAAGACCAAUGGAUCACUCCAGAUUUCUUCUGAUUUCUCUAUUAUGUACAUCGUUAUGGUCUCUUUAAAUAAAAAGAGGCUAUUUUAUUUUAAAUUGAGACCCAUCAUUUCUUUGUCAUGGGGCAUUAACUCAGAAUUUGGAGAGUCAAAGGGGCUUCAAAACGUAAAGGAGUUUCUAGGAAUUGCACAUAUACUUUAUCCUGUCAUACCUCCAGGGCUGUGUUAGUGAGGACUUCUGCUGUUUAGUGCUGCACAAACAAAUGGACGUUUUUGAAACAGUGUUUAGUAAAAUGAGAAUUCUCAACUACAUCAACGCUAAUCGUUACCACAUAUAGGUCUCCUUUUUUUUCUGAUCAGCAUACACUGUUGCUUUUAAGCUUUAUGAUGCCUGAUGGCACCUUACUCCAGCAGCCUCCAGGUGCUUUGAUUUUUGCUCCUAGUCUAAGUCAGUGGCUUCAGCUUUGCCCUCCCAUUACCAAGACAACACCUCCUUUGGUGAAGCCAUGGCCAGUGUUCCUCAGCUGCAUCGGGCAUGAAGCUGCUCUCACACCCGAGCUUCUGUGUAGAGGAUAAUGGGUGGGCAGUCAGCCCUGCCAGAGUUCCUACCCCACAGAUCUGCCAAGCCACACAGACAGGUAGCAUUUGCAAGAUACUUAUCUUCAAAGAUAUUACAGAGUAGACACAUUUUAAUUGAAAUCAAUUAAGAUAACUGUUCAAAUAGCAGCUUGUUGUGUGUUAUUAAAAUAACAUUAAGAUGGCUGAAUUGUGUGGCAUAACGAUUACCAAUGAUUAAGAGACUUCUCAAAUAAAAAAGAGUUCUAUUAUUUGGGAACAAACAAGAGUUUUCAUCUCUUAUCAGAUCAAAACUGUUCUGUAAAAUCUUUAUUGUUAAAUGUGCUCUUAUUUAUCUCUGAUGUUGUGACUACGCCUGGUUCUUGCUCUGGCUGUUUGCUGUUGGCUGGUAAUAUGAGUAAAUUUGGUUUAAAUGCUUGUUACUCUGCUAUUAACUGCUGCCAUCAGCAACUCCAAAGGUCUUUUGGUUUUGGCUUUCAGAUUCUAUGUGCUUUGUCUGUAUGGGGAGAGCUUUAUAUGGUCAUGUUAAUUUAAAGCUUUGUCUACACUGUUGUUUUUGCUGAUCUUGUUCUGCUGGUCUCAUCUUUGGUAAUAUGCUGAACCCCACUGCUGCCCCACACUGCCCUUUAGCUGCACAGCUGGAUUAGCUGUUGCCCAUCUGAUGCUUUGUCUGGCAGGGAUUGAAUGACCUGAUGUUGGAUUUAGAUUCUUCCUGGGGAUUACACAGCUAUGAAUGUAUUUGCUUCCAAAACUUCCCAAAGUGAAUCUAAUCUUAAAACUAGAAGUUGUAAGUAUCCUAAAACUGGGAAACUUUAUUUUAAAUGAAAUAAGGUAGUGUUGCUUUUUACAGUAUAAUAAAUACGUGUAU
Molecule: messenger RNA, 4733 nt
Organism: Otolemur garnettii (small-eared galago)
Lineage: Eukaryota; Metazoa; Chordata; Mammalia; Primates; Galagidae
Gene: GLS
Product: glutaminase
Exons: 18
Coding region: 223-2217 (664 amino acids)
Biological process (GO): L-glutamine catabolic process
Molecular function (GO): glutaminase activity; protein binding
Source: RefSeq, a predicted model, not a curated record